UAGACUUUGUUCGAUUCCAUGGUGGUUUUGAUAUGUAUGCUUUGGGUUUCGUUGAUCGAGAUUGUUAUUACUUGUUAGUUGAUUGUUAGAUUUACAAAUUUGGGUGUGUUUUUGUGCGCCACUCAGGUUCUAGGGCUUUUUCUCUCUUCACUCCGUCUUCUUGUAGUUAGAUCCCGGGGAAAUCAUACACGAAUUCGGGAAGCCCUCAUUCUCUUUGUCUUCGUUCAACAUCGAAGCAUAAUCUUCAACUAAGUAUUGAACUCUUUAGUCUAGAGUGUGGCAACUAUUUAAAAAAAAAAAAACUGUGUUUGAAUGUCAAAAGUGAAUAUUAGUGUUUUUUGGUCUUAUUUUGUAUCUCGAGAGUGUGUUUCAUUGGGGUUAAUUGGUUUUAUGAAUUUCUGUGUGUGACAUUCAGUUAAAAGAGGUUUUCUCUUUCUCCAGGUUUAUGUUAGUUUGAUUGCAAAUAAUCUUUUAUCAAAAUCCAAUGGCCAAGGGAGUUGAUAAGAAGUUUUGUUGGGAGAUAAAGGAUUUCUCCUCUUUGAACUCUGAGAGAUGUAAUUCUGUUCCAGUCGUGAUUGGUGACUACAAAUGGCGUCUUGUUGCCUUUCCUAAGGGAUAUAAAGCAGAUUACUUUUCUUUGUAUUUAGAAGUUGCUGAUUUUCAAUCAUUGCCUUGUGGAUGGAGAAGAUACGUCAAAUUUAGCGCAAGUAUAGUAAAUCAGCUUUCGCAAGAACUCUCUGUACAACAAGAAACACACCGCUGGUUUGAUCAGAAUGCUCGCGGAUGGGGUUUUGAAAACAUGCUUCCACUUACCGAACUUAAUGCCAAAGAUGGUGGAUUUUUGGUAAAUGGACAAGUCAUGAUUGUUGCUGAAGUAGAAUUUCAUGAAGUUAUUGGCACACUAGAUGAAUCAAAGAAUAUUAUUCUGUCUAAUGAUUUACUCAACAAGAGUCGAGAAGUGGCUCAACAAGUGAAGGAAAGCAUUGAUGUUAAUGGGUUUCAAGUUCUUCCUUCACAGGUAGAAUCUGUGAGCCGUAUUUUUGAAAAGCACCCAGAGAUUGCAGUAGGGUUCCAAGUAAAGAACCAACAUCUGAGGAAAACAUUCAUGAAUUUCCUGGUCAACGUAAUUGAGACGCUGUGUCAAUCUCUUCAGGAGCUCUCAAAUGAAGAUCUUGUGGAAGUAGACAUUGCACUGACAUAUUUGAAAGAUGCGGGAUUUAAGGUGGAUUGGUUGGAGAAGAAGCUGGACCAAGUGAAAGAAAAGAAGGAGAAAGAACAAUCUGGUUUGGUCAUACUCCAAGGAAUUGAGAAGCAGCUUCAUGACUUGAUGCACAAGUGUGAGAAGAAGAAGUCAGAGGUUUUGUCCAUUGGAGCUCCUCUAAAGUUCGAUGAUGUUGUUUGAUCACACUUCACUUUUAUUACGCAUUUUUUGGUGUUCUUAAACCGGUGUCACCGUAACCCGGCAAUCUGUUUUUAUUUCUUUAGACUCACAUAUAUAAACAGGCUAAACUCAAUAAAAUCUGCCGGUUUGGUUCAUUGAAAAAAACCGGUUCAGGCUAAAAUAAA
This is a messenger RNA of Arabidopsis lyrata subsp. lyrata, 1566 nucleotides long. Its product is annotated as MATH domain and coiled-coil domain-containing protein At3g58340. The coding region runs from base 485 to 1402 and encodes 305 amino acids. Gene Ontology annotation, molecular function: protein binding. NCBI's taxonomy places the organism in Eukaryota, Viridiplantae, Streptophyta, Magnoliopsida, Brassicales, Brassicaceae. The transcript has 4 exons. The record is from RefSeq and is a predicted model, not a curated record.